Talaromyces marneffei is the source of this 2229-nucleotide messenger RNA. RefSeq lists its product as uncharacterized. Gene Ontology annotation, molecular function: DNA-binding transcription factor activity, RNA polymerase II-specific; DNA binding; zinc ion binding. NCBI's taxonomy places the organism in Eukaryota, Fungi, Ascomycota, Eurotiomycetes, Eurotiales, Trichocomaceae. The record is from RefSeq and is a predicted model, not a curated record. Gene Ontology annotation, biological process: regulation of DNA-templated transcription; DNA-templated transcription. The transcript has 6 exons. The coding region runs from base 1 to 2229 and encodes 742 amino acids.
AUGGAUUCAAUACAAAACGACCAGCAACAUCAGAAAGAAAACUCGGGAAGCAAUGACCAGAAUGGUAGCACGCAGAUAGCUAGUGGUCAGAGCAGUUUCAGACCGAUUGUGCCAGGACCUUCAUUCCCUAAUAAAGGGAGGACGCCUGCUGAACUGAGACGGACUUUGGGGCCGGGAUGGAAGAGAGUAUCUACGGCGUGUUUGGCGUGUAAAAAAUCGAAACGAAAGUGCUCAGGGACGCCUCCAUGCGAUAAUUGUCGUUCUCUUCACAGAGAAUGCAUAUUCGACGAAUCACUCGAUCAACGACGGCGUGUAGCUGCUAAAAGAACGGCCGAGGAGUUGGAAUAUCAUCGUGACAUGCUCAAUGAUCUGUUCAAAGUGAUCCGAACUGCAGACGAGAAACAAGCUCAAAGGUUAUUGGAAAUCAUACGAAGCGACGGGACUCCGGAAGAAAUUCGAGUGUUUAUAGAUGAAGUCCUGGUCCAGCUACAAACAUUUGAACCACCAAGUAAAACCAAACGAGACACAGCAACACAGCUCAACGAACUCCGCAAUCGCGCUAAUAUGCAAGGAUCAGCACCGUCAUUUAGGCGCCAAGUUAUGGAUGUCAACUUCCUGUGUGUUAUCCCGCCUAUCCAGGUCCCGGCAAGUCCUUGGACGACUGUAACAGACGACGAAGCCUUUGUAUCGCAUCUGGUUUCGCUGUAUUUCACGUGGGACUACCCAUUUUAUUCCUUUCUAGAUUUGAAUGUGUUGAUCGAUCAGAUGAGAUCGCGAGAUCUUAAUUCCGAGUUUUGUUCGCAAUUCUUGGUGAAUGCCUUGUUAGCGCAUGCUUGUAGCUACUCGGAAUAUUCCGAAGCAUACGGCAUACCCGGUGAUGUUGCCAGCAAAGGAGCCAAAUUCCUAAAAGAAGCAGAGAAAUGUCUAAGGCAGCGACGGGACGAUGUGGGCUUUUCCACGUUACAAGGGACAAUGAUUUUGUAUGAAAGAUAUUCAAUGACCGGUCAGGAUGACCUAGGCUAUACUAUGCUGCACAAAGCCAUUGAUAUCGCAGACAGACUGGGGUAUAUAGGUGGCGAAGGACAAACUAUUGAUCUUAGCAAUAAAUCCCAGGAUUUUUACAACUCGUCGGUGAAAACAGUUUGGGGUUUAUUUCAGCUUGACACCGUUGCUCAUACCGGGUUCCUCAAACCCUGUCGCAUCAAAAACGUCCGCCUUUCCAGAACACCUGCUCUUAGCAUCGAGCGAGAUGCAGAUUGUUGGACAACUUACCCAUCUCAAAAGCCGCCCCGGAAAGGUUUCUUUGUCACAUACUUUGACAAAGCGUGUACACUGAGCGAGAUAGCAAGAGACAUUUCGAUAACACUUUUUGCGGAUGAAAUUGACGACGAUAAGGAGCGUCUUUCUGCUGCCGUAAACUCGUUGUAUACGAGGAUGAAAAAGUGGCAUGAAAGUCUGCCGGAAGAGUUUCACAUGUCGAAGAAACCAGCUCCUCAUAUACUGCUCCUUCACAUACGAUAUCACACCAUGCUUAUCAGCAUGUUCAACUGUCCUCGUGGGCAUAACGAUCAGCACAAACAAACAGACAUAGGAACACCAAGAAAUGCGCCAAAAUCUCCGAUGCCCGAAGGUGGAGAAGAUCCAGCAUCAAUAGCGACUCAAUCCGCGCGCGCAAUCGCCAAACUCAUCCGGGUUCAUCAGGAGGAAUAUGGAAUCAGUAGAUCACACGUCUUUGCAUUAUACGCGGUGAAUCUCGCAUUGUUCCUCCUAUUAGAGUUUGAUGUGUUUGAUAUCUCGGACCCAGAUUGCAUUUCGUUAACAUCUGCGUUUGCCAUUAUCACCACGAGGUCGAUACUUGGGCGUGAGGUACAAUCUAUUUUCCGUCGGUCGGUGAGUAAGUCGGCGAAGGACGGUGAGUCGAAAUGGGAACAGCUACCUGAGGGCUUGAGGGAGAUGCUCGAAGACGAUUCAGAUGAUUCCUCCGAUUCCGAGAGUUACCAUAACGAUGAACAUGAGCAUGAUAGUGUCAGCGGCGGACCAAACCACGAGGGUAAUAAUACAUCGAUCACGACCACACUAGUAAUGCCGAUAGAGGAAGAGGAUAAACAAACCCAAAAACCGAAAAAAGGACGAGGUCCUCAAGAAGGGUCAGAGAGGUUAUGUGAGAUGUUGUGUCGAUAUGAAACGAUGACGUUGGGACGGGAUGACCAUGUUACUGGGAAGAAGUAG